Nilaparvata lugens (brown planthopper) is the source of this 1807-nucleotide messenger RNA. RefSeq names its product CD63 antigen. NCBI's taxonomy places the organism in Eukaryota, Metazoa, Arthropoda, Insecta, Hemiptera, Delphacidae. The transcript has 5 exons. Gene Ontology annotation, cellular component: membrane. The record is from RefSeq and is a predicted model, not a curated record. Bases 205 to 897 code for a protein of 230 amino acids.
UCGACGGAACCCAACAUAAACAAAAGUUUAGCAGGACCGCUCCGCGCAAGAGUUGCAACUUGGAACUUUUCUGUUACAGUUUGUGCCAGCAUUGAAUACAGAGUGACGCUUCUAGUUUUGGUGUGAUAGUUGUGUCCAUUAGUGUUGAUUUGAAAAAGUUUCAAAUUAUUCUUCGGCGUGCCAGUAAAAAACAAGUGCUUCACCAUGAAUUGUGCAAUGUCAACUAUAAAAUACAUAAUUUUCAUCUUCAAUUUUUUCUUUGCGCUAUCAGGAAUAUUGAUAGUGGUGUUCGGAAUCCUGGCCAAUACAAAGACGAGCAACUUUAGAGAGGCACUGGCCGGCAAUUUGUCUCUGACGUCCAUCUUGCUGAUUGGUGUGGGUGUUUGUGUGUUCUUGGUCGCCUUCCUCGGCUGCUGUGGAGCAAUCAACGAGAGCCAUUGCAUGAUCAUUACGUAUGCAAUCUGCUUGUUGACCAUAUUUUUCAUUGAAAUCGGAGUCGGUACCAUGGCUUUCGUCUACAGAUCGAAAACCCAGGACUAUCUAUCCAAAUCUAUGAGCAAAAUUUUCGACAAAUUUGAUACCAAUGAAGAUGCCAGGAAUAUUGUGAACGCUCUUCAACAUGAGCUGCACUGUUGCGGAACGAACUCGCCAGCGUCGUGGGCCGGCAAAUACCCGUCGUCGUGUUGCCAGAUCGAUGCCGGCAAGCACUACACGGGCAGCUGCCCAGGCGAGACGUGGGCCGUCGGCUGCGUCGAAGCAAUGUCUAACCUUAUCAGGGAUCAGCUCGAGACCAUGGGCUCGAUAGCUAUGAGUGUGGCUGCUAUUGAGAUUGUCGGAAUAGUAGCAUCACUUUGCCUUGCCAGUGCAAUUCGGCGUUCAGAGAGAAAUUAUGCUUGAAAACAGUACAACCUCAAUUAGGCACCAUGUAUUUGAAGAUCAUCACAAAAGCCAAACCAAUGUAAUGUAAAUAUAUUAUACUUAGGAAUGAAGGACACUGAUCAAUGUUGCAUGUGAAGCGCAAAUUUUAAUUAGAAUGUUAUUCUAGUGUUACAAAGUUCAAAAACUUGUACUGUUAUAGAUUAAAAUCUAGCAACUAAUAUAUUACAUUAUUUUAUUGUUAGAUGGAUGAUUAUUGUUGUUUAGAACAUGAAUAAUCUAUAGAGAAUAGUGAGAUCUGAGCUCAUCCAUUCUUGAUAAUUUCAGUUGAGUGCGAGUAUAAUUGAUUAUUCUAUGGAUUUGAUAAUGUUGAGUUUAGAUGAUGGAUAUUUUGGAGGGACUAUUCUUUUUAAAUCCAUCUUUAUGAUGCUAAAAUCACUAAAUACAAAUCAGCAGUAAGUAAUAAUACACUCUCAAGCUUCUUUCGAGAGCUGAUGAAUAGGUUGAUUCAAUGGAUUAUUCCAGUUAUAUAAAUAACUCAUAGAAAACAUAAAACCCUACGGUACAUUAUCAACAAGAUAUUAUAUCAACAUUAACUUUUUUCGUGCUGUUCUCUAUCACUCUCGAAUAAAAGCUAAUUUCCAUCUAUAUCAAGACAAUUUUGAGUUAUUAUAUUGUUAAUCCAUUCGUAUUAUGCAGUACAUUAAGACUGCAUAAUAAUUCAGAAUAAGAAAAUUAGUUAUUUAUUGAAAAAUUUCUUCAACUUCUGACUAAAACUUACUAUUUUGCUGCAACAAGUAUUUUAGUAAAGGCUAUUAUUAGAGUCAAUUAUACUCAUAAUUUGAUAAUAUUAAUUAUUUUAAUAAUAAUUAGAUUUUUAAGAAAACUAUAUAUUUAUAUUUUGAAAUAAAUUGUUCUCAAAUCAAUCAGA